ACGAAACAAAGAAAAGCUGGAGACCAACACCUUGAGGUUAAAAUUGUGGAAGAUUCUCACGUGUGGAUACCGAAAGGUAUUCAAUAGGGUCUGUAACUAAAGUUAUAAACUUAAAAGUAUAAACCAGAUCACCAACACUUCGUGAGAAUGCAGCAGUAAAUUUAUUUUGUUGACCGGUUUCGACCUGUGACGUUUAUAACUUUAGUUACAGACCCUAUUGAAUACCUUUCGGUAUCCACACGUGAGAAUCUUCCGCAAUUUUAACCUCAAGGUGUUGGUCUCCAACUUUUCUUUGUUUUGUAUUCUACAUUGUUACUGGGACCCCUGCAUACCAUAAGGUAUCCACCAUUCCGAACUGCGCUAUACAUUAUGGCCACCAACUCAAUUCCAAAGUUAAAAGAAUCAAUUAACCAGAAAGUGAGUGAAUCCCUCAAGGUAGACAUCAGCAACCCCAAAAAAAGAUUCCGCAAUUCUUCACAAUCUGAUACGGAUAUAGAAUAUUCAGAAACAACUAACAAAUCUCAACAAGAAAUAGCAGGGAAAGAAACCGCUAUUGCAACAUCCGAUCCAGUGGAAUCUUCCGAGAAACCGAAAAUAUCAGAAGAAAAUGUUGCCAUUUUUAGGACACUCCGAAAACUUCAUAUCAAACUCCAAAGAACUAAAAGCCAUGCCGCAUACCUGCAUAAAUGCCAACAACAGGACCUCAUACCAAAAACACUAAGAGCCAAAAUCAUUCCACAAAUUCCAGACAGUAAUGCUUUAUUUCUCCUAAAGUGGGAGGAAGCACACCUUAAUUUUAGCCGCAGCCUCAUCCGCUUACUUUAUGAAUAUUGGAAUACAAGAAUUAAUACGAUUAAUACACAGAUACUUGAUUUAAAAUCCCAGCUUAAAAACAAAGAAAACACUAACGAAAUGGAACAUAUAAACGAUCUAUUAACCGCAAUCCCAAACUUUAUGAAGAAGAAGGAAGCCGAUAAGGAAUCAACAAAAGCAUUCAAGGACAAUAAAAAAUCCCAGUAAUUGUUAACUACACCCCCCUCUUGAUGUAAUGGACGAAUUGGAGCAAGGAUCUACGUACCUUCACAUUUCGUCUGAACGAAUUUUGUCAUAAAACUACAAUGAACUCUUGAACAUUUUAAAGAAAUUAGCAUUGUUGAUAUUAAUACAUGUUAAUUAUUUUAAUGUAUUUUUACGAACAAUUAUUAUCCUCCAUAAGAUAGAACUAUUCAGAAGUAGCAAUUUAUGAAACCAAACUACAUUUUAUGUUAUCCCAACAUUUAUAGGAAAUGUAAUCUAAUGUCCACUUGUAUAAUUUUACGCACUCUAUAUGUACAAACCAUCCGUAUUUUUUUCCAUUGUGACGUCACAGUCUACCGAAACAGCUUGAUGAUGCAACAGAAGAAUAAUAAUC
Saccostrea cuccullata (small rock oyster) is the source of this 1411-nucleotide messenger RNA. RefSeq lists its product as uncharacterized. The transcript has 2 exons. The record is from RefSeq and is a predicted model, not a curated record. Lineage: Eukaryota; Metazoa; Mollusca; Bivalvia; Ostreida; Ostreidae. The coding region runs from base 370 to 1020 and encodes 216 amino acids.